AUGAAAGUAAUUUUGGCAUUCCUUUUGAUUGGUUUUGCUCUUGCUAAUGAUACCAAAUGUACCUACGAUGGAAAAGAAUUGAGUAAUGAUGAAGUUAUCGUAAGUUUUAUAAACAAAUUUGUAAUCAUAAGAAAAGUUUUAGACCGUUCAAAAUGCUUUCCAAAUCAAAUGUCUUACUGAAGAUAACGGAUCAUGGAAGACAGAAAUUGUUGGUUGCGUAACUCCAGGUGGUGAAAAAGUCAAUGUUGGCGAAAAAAGUGAUGAUGGUCAAAAAGUUCACGAAUGUAUCAAAAACGAAAAUGGACAAGUUGUUCUCAAAGAAUCGCGCGGAACCAAAGCCGAUUGUCAAGGAGGACACAAAUCCGGAGAAACUUGGACCGAAAAAUCAUUCAAAUUCACAUGUGCUGAAGGAGGUGUCACUAAAUUCACCCAUUGUGUUACAGCUGAUGGUGUUGAGAUUGAGAGUGGAAAAACUGGAAAGGUUGGAGCUAUUGAGAUGAAAUGUGAACAACAUGCUAAUGGAACUGUUUCGAUGAGCGCUGCUAAUGAACCAAGUUCUUAUGAAUGUGAAGCUAAAGAUGGAACCAAGAAAAAGAAUGGUGAGUUGGAAAACUAGUUAGGUUUGAAAAUUAAAAUGACCUUCUGAAUUUUUCGCUUCAAAUUUUAACAAUUUAUAAAUUUCCCGGUUGAUUUUUGGAACUUACAAGUCUCAAAGGAACCCUAGAAAUAACCUCGACAGAAUUCAAUAAAAUCUUUCCCAAAAAAUCCAAAAAAGAAACUCACUUCCUCACUAAACCUCCAAAUAGAAACAUCAAAAUGAAAUGCAUUUUUACUCGAAAAAAUGGGAGGAUUUUUAUACAGUCAUCAUUUUUGUUUGCCCGCAUUUUUCUUUCGCAAAAGUCACGUUGUUUGAGAACAACUUUAUUGCCAACAAUUUGUUUUUGCAGGAGAAGAAUACAAAGAGGGUAACUUUGUUCGUAAAUGUGGAGAUUAUGGAAUUGCCAAGAUUGUGGGUUGCUCUGUAUGUUACCCUAACUCCCUCUCUUUUUUUCGAACAAUCAGAUUAUUUAGGCCGAAGGUGUUACUGAAACAAUCCCAAUCAAUCAAAAUGUGACUGUUGGUGAUUUUGUUCACAGUUGUGUCAAGGAUGGCGAUAAAUACAGUUUCAAGACAUUCGGAAAACAAAAGGCAGCCUAAGAAUUCUCCCCGUGUUUAUUUUUAUCUCAAACAACUAAUUCUGCUUUAAUUACUUACUGUACGCUGUGCGAAUAAAGCUUUUCUCAGAAUUUGUUACUCAACAAAAAUUGCAUGUUUGAAGUGUUCUGUUUUUUUUAUUGAUCCUUAAUUAUUAUUUUCAGAAAUCUAACGUAGUUCCACUUUGCGGACACGAAGGAAAAACUUAUAAACAUGGAGAAACUUUUGUUAGUUAAUAAUUUUGAGUGUCAUUCAGUAGAAAGUAGAUUUUAGAUCAAGCAAGAUGCAUUCCGCGUAAAAUGUGUCACAUAUCCAAAUCUCACAACAGAACAUCAAGUUUUAUCCUGUAUAACUCCUGCUGGAAUUGAAAUCCCAAUUGGAAGAAGUGUUGAGGAAGGCGAACUCAUUUAUGAAUGCACAAAUGGAGAUGUCUCAUUGAAAACAACCCCAGGCAAAACUGCAAAAUGUAGAAAAAUUUAUAAUGUCGGAGAAAUUUGGAUUGAGGGUCUUUUCAAAGUUCGUUGCGAACCGUAUGGCAAAUCUUCUCUUGUCAGCUGUCUCUCAAAAGACGGUGUUGAGAUUCCAUUGGGACAACAAAGACGAAUCGCAGCUGGUUAUGUUAUGGAAUGUGUGAUUGUUGGGGACAAUGUUAUUAUGAGACCAGCGAAAGAAGCAAAAUGUCAAACAUCUUCGGGAGAAACGAAAAACAUCAGUGGGUUGUUGUUCUUGUUCCAGUGAACAAAUGUUUUUUUUUUCAAAUACUUGAAAAGUAAUGUCAUUCUUCUAUGGAGCAUGUUUGCUGUCAUAAUUUUUUUUUCGAAAAUAAUUUCAGAUGACACUUGGAAUGAAGGAAACUUUGUUCGACGCUGCGAAUCUUAUGGAAUCGGAAACAUAAUCGGAUGCCAUAUUGAAAAUGUUGGACCAAUUGGUAUAAAUACAAAUUAUACGCGAGGGGAUUAUGUUCAUAUGUGCUUGAAACAAGGUGAUCAAUUCUAUUUCAAAACUGUUCCAAAAUAA
This is a messenger RNA of Caenorhabditis angaria, 2211 nucleotides long. The record is from the annotation of a GenBank genome assembly. Lineage: Eukaryota; Metazoa; Nematoda; Chromadorea; Rhabditida; Rhabditidae.